CAACAACAGUCAACACCCAACCUCCCGGAGAACACAGCCUCUUGGACGAAUAGGAGUCGACCGGUUCGCAUCCAGAUCCAUCUUGGCAUAUUGGCAGAGGCAUAGCGACCGUAUCCUGUCAUCUUUCACCUUUCCUAAAGCUCUGCUGAGCCUUUAACCGUGUCCACGGUGCACGUGUCCUGAAACGCACCAGAACGACCGCCGAACACCAACUGGUGCAGCAUUCAUUCCAUCAAAAUGUCAGUCCCACCUCCACUUCCGCCACGGACGUCCUCACCCGUCUCCAUCCUCGCAAACCCCACCAACGGCGCUGCACCCCCUCCUCUGCCACCACGAACGCGUUCACCGGUACACGUCACGUACGCUCCACCACCGCGGUCACCACCACCCAGAAGCGAGACAACUUCUCCACGACUGUUAUCACCCCCUGCUCACGCUACGGGAUUUAACGGGUUUAUGCACAGGUUUCGGUCACCGCGGAAGAUGAUUGUGGAGAGUAGGGAAAAGAUGAAGGAGUUUACGCGUGGACGAGAAGACGGCGUGAAUGCGGGUACAGGUUUGGCGACAACCACUGUGACGCCGCCGCAGAGUCCGCGGAUACAUGUUUUUGGGAUGGAGUUGCGGGAGGCUGUAAUAUUGACGCGAACGACACAAACACGAGGACAAGGUGAGAGCGCGGCGAGGUAUUGGUUGCCAGCAAUCAUUACGCGGUCAAUAUCGUACUUGAACAAGCAUGGUCUGGACGAGGAGGGGGUUUACCGAGUUCCGGGGUCGACGAAUACCGUACAGAGAUUACGGCGAGCAUUUGAGGAGGGAGGUGACUAUGAAAUUGACGAGGACGACGAGACGAGGGGGAUGGAAGACCCACAUGCCGUCGCGAGUCUGCUAAAAGCAUACCUACGAGAACUACCAUCACCACUCUUUCCAUACGAAACCCAUCUCGCCCUCAACACUCUCCUCCUCUCCUACACCGGCAUCCCCGCCUUCACAAUCCAAGCCUCAACCCCCCAAACCCAACCAUCCUCUCCGCCACCCCCACCACCUCCUUCGACAACCCUCCCCACCGCCCUUGGCCACUUCCUCUCCAAACUCCCUCCCUACAACUUUUAUCUGCUGAGGACAUUGACGCAUCAUCUCGCGUCGGUGGUUGCAGCGAGUGAGGUUAACAAGAUGACGAUCAGUAAUUUGGGCUUGAUUUUUUGUCCGGGGUUAGGGAUUAGCUCGGUUCUUUUUGGGGUGCUUGUGGGGGAGUGGGAGGCUGUUUGGGGUGGGGUUAGGUGUGAGACAGAGGUUGAGGCGUUGAGUCAGGAAAGCCGGGAACGAGGGGGUGUGGCAUAGCAGACUUAUGCAUGGGAUAGUUGACCCGGGGUAUGAAAGGGUCCUGUGAGUUGCGCCGUGACAGCCAGGAUGGAAGGGGACGGGUCUCAUCAUCGGACGGUGAAAGGGGGGAAUUACGUUCACAUAUGCCGGUCAUCUGUGAUACUGCUAAGAUAAUACUACAUC
Molecule: messenger RNA, 1503 nt
Organism: Saitoella complicata NRRL Y-17804
Lineage: Eukaryota; Fungi; Ascomycota; Saitoellomycetes; Saitoellales; Saitoellaceae
Product: RhoGAP-domain-containing protein
Exons: 2
Coding region: 238-1338 (366 amino acids)
Biological process (GO): regulation of GTPase activity; signal transduction
Cellular component (GO): cytoplasm
Source: RefSeq, a predicted model, not a curated record